CGGCUGGUGAGCUGAGCUCUGCUUUCUUGCCCUCUCUCUUCCAUAUUUUUCUCGCACUUUGCAGACUGACGGUGAUGCUUGUCUGAUUGAUUGAGCUUACGAACUGGACAACAAUUGCAGAGAUAUUUGGAGCUGAGAAACCUCGUUUGCAACAGCUGUUUUCUCGAUACAGAGCAUUGAGUAGCUUUCGCAGCCUCAUAUAUUGCAAUCUACAGCUUGUCUGAAGUUUCAAUAUCGUCGCUAUGUCAUAUUAUCCACCUCCUCCAGGAGGGAACGGAGCGCAGCAGCAAUAUGCUCCUCCUCCAUCUUCCCCUCCCCCAACUCAGACCUCACACCCUUCUUACUAUCCUCCACCCCCUCAACAGGCUACUCCCCCGCAGGGCGGAUCCUACCCUCCACCACCACCACAAGCUACACCUCCUGUGCAGCAACAGUAUCCCCAACCUUCAGUGCCGCAGCCAACUCCUCCACAAGUCCAGCAACACUACCAAACCCCAAAUUUCUCGCACCGCACAUCCUACCAGCAACCAGUCCAGCAACAACCUGCCCCAACUCCGAUUUAUGAACAGCCGCCUCCAUCCGGUGGAUAUGUAGGACAACACGAGGAAGACUAUCCUGUCGAGAAACCUGGCCUCAACACUAGCAAGACCUUUAAUCUCGAUCAUGGUGCUCCACCGGCCGGACAUUUUGUCGGCGCAAGUACGACGCAGGAUGAUGUAGGAACGUUCAAUGGAGGCAGUUAUAGAAUCAGUCAUCGGGACACGAAUACUAUUGUGACUUUCCAACUUGCUAUGGGCUGUCCAUUAACUGUGAAGCCGGGUGCAAUGAUUGCCAUGUCGCCCACCGUAACGUUGAAAGGAACCAUCAAAUUCUCCAUGAAGAAACUGAUCGCCGGUGGGGAAAUGGCACAUUCUACCUUCACGGGACCUGGGGAAUUACUCCUAGCUCCGGCUUCCCUUGGAGAUAUCACAAAUAUCAAGUUGUCCGGAGAUGAUCAGUGGAGUGUGGGAAGAGAUGCCUUCUUGGCUUGUACGCAGGGGAUUGUGAAGGAGUACAAGAGGCAAGGAAUUGGAAAAGCUAUGUUUUCCGGGGAGGGGUUAUUCGUUUAUAAGAUGAGUGGGAAUGGGUUACUGUGGAUUAGCAGUUUGGGUGCAAUCAUUCGGAAAGAUCUAGCAGAAGGAGAGAGAUACAUCGUUGACAAUGGCCAUCUUGUCGCUUGGAACACGAAAUAUAUCCUCGAGAGAGUUGCUUCAGGAGGUAUUAUCUCAGGUCUGUCUUCAGGUGAAGGACUGGUGUGUAAAUUCACUGGUCCAGGGGCUGUGUUCAUGCAAACGAGAAAUCCGACUGCCUUUGGACAAUGGAUGAGUGGACAUGCAGCUGCAGUUUGAUUUGAUGGAUUUUCGAGUUCCGAUCUUUCUUUCGGGGUGCAUUCUUUGGAGUAACUUUGCAGUGGAAGCCCAUAUCCAAAUCGUGCUUAUCAACCGAUGCAAACUACGUGAUUCCUGGUCCUUUCGUUCUUUCCCCUUUCCUCUCGCUUAGGAAGUCAAGGAUGAGAUCGCCCUUUCCUUCAUCUUGUAAUCCCAUUACUUCCUUCCUGAACUUUCGGUACAACUCUAGAAUUUGCUCCCAAAAAUUGUCCUCUCUG
Messenger RNA from Hyaloscypha bicolor E, 1645 nucleotides. Its product is annotated as DUF124-domain-containing protein. Lineage: Eukaryota; Fungi; Ascomycota; Leotiomycetes; Helotiales; Hyaloscyphaceae. The transcript has 7 exons. The record is from RefSeq and is a predicted model, not a curated record. The coding region runs from base 243 to 1388 and encodes 381 amino acids.